AUGCUCAAGCGAGUCUUCGGCAACGGUCUCUGCAGGAAACGUUUACUCUGGAAGCGUCUCGACGAUCAUUUCUUCGCCAAGUGGAACCGCUUCAAGCGUCUCGUCAAGCGUCUCAUCAAGCGUGUCCCCAAGCGUCUCUUCUGCGGCGGACACAUCUGGAAUUGUCACAUCUGGAACGGCAACAUCAACUAUCGGCUUAUCAACAACCAACUCAUCCGCAACCGUCUCAUCUACAACCAUCUCGUCUACAACGACUUCUGGGGCAACGGCUUCGAUAUUUCAACAGACUACUACACAGAGGUCCCCGAUACAGGUGUUACCCGGGAAUACUGGUUUGAGCUAACUGAGGGCACUGCAUCACCAGAUGGUGUAGAAAGAUUUGUGGAAGCUAUUAAUGGCAGUAUUCCGGGGCCAACCAUUACCGCGGAUUGGGGAGACUAUAUCAUUGUUCAUCUAACCAAUGCUCUAACCACCUCGGUAAACGGAACAUCUCUGCACUUUCACGGAAUACGCCAAAACUACACAAACGACCAAGAUGGAGUCUCUUCUAUUACCCAAUGUCCUACCCCUCCCGGAACCAGUAUAACAUACAAAUGGAGGGCAACACAGUAUGGCACUACGUGGUAUCACUCGCACUUUGCUCUGCAAGCCUGGCAAGGCGUAUUUGGCCCCAUUGUCAUCAACGGGCCAGCCUCUGCCAAUUACGAUGUGGACGCAGGUACAAUCUUUUUGAGCGAUUGGACUCAUCAGACUCCUGAUGAGCUGUUCGCGGUUGCAGAGACCAGGGGCCCUCCUGGACAAUCAAAUGGAUUACUCAAUGGAAAGAAUGUAUAUGGUGAUGACGACUCAAGCGAGCAGACUGGAGAACGGUGGAACAUGACGUUCACUCCAGGCACUUCGUAUCGAAUGAGAGUUAUCAACGGAGCUAUUGACUCUAGCUUCAAGUUCAGCAUCGACAAUCAUACUCUUACGGUCAUUGCCAGUGAUCUUGUUCCUAUUGAGCCGUACACGGCCGAGAUCAUAACUCUUGGAGGAGGUCAACGUUACGAUGUCAUUGUGACUGCCAAUCAAGGAGCUGUAGCCGACAGCUUCUGGAUGAGAAGCAUACCGAUGAGUUCUUGUAGUUCUAACGACAUGAAGGAUAACAUCAAGGGUAUCGUCUACUACGAGGGCUCAAAUACACUGCCCACAAGUACCGGAUAUGAUUAUGUCGAUGCGUGCGAUGACGAGACUGAUAACCUCGUGCCCGUGGUCUCGCAGACUGUCGGAGCAAUGUCAACUGAGAUCAUCGAAUUGGCUUCUGUCAACAUGUAUAAUGGACAAGGAUUUAGAUGGUUCCUCAACUCUACCACUAUGAUCACCGACUGGGCCGACCCAUCUCUUCUCCAGCUCUAUAACAACGUGACCGAGUUCGAAAGCUCCAAUGCAGUUGUUACUCUGGAUGAAGCCAACGUAUGGGUGUAUCUUAUUAUAGAGACCAAUUUCCAGGUCAGCCAUCCUAUCCAUCUUCAUGGUCACGAUUUUGUCAUCCUCGCCCAAGGCAGUGGCUCAUUUGAUGACACUGUUACCCUCAAGACCGAUAACCCACCCCGAAGAGACGUCGUCAUGUUGCCGGGAAGCGGCUACGUAGCUAUUGCAUUUUAUACCGAUAACCCCGGUGCCUGGUUGAUGCACUGCCACAUUGGCUGGCACACCUCGGAGGGUUUUGCUUUGCAGUUUGUGGAGCGUCAAAGCGAGAUCAUGCAGACCGUAGACACUGAUCGCUUGCAAGACACUUGUGACGCUUGGAGUGAAUACCAGACUGCCAAGGCCAUUGUUCAGGAGGACUCUGGCAUAUAA
Messenger RNA from Pestalotiopsis fici W106-1, 1839 nucleotides. RefSeq lists its product as uncharacterized. The transcript has 7 exons. Gene Ontology annotation, molecular function: oxidoreductase activity; copper ion binding. The record is from RefSeq and is a predicted model, not a curated record. NCBI's taxonomy places the organism in Eukaryota, Fungi, Ascomycota, Sordariomycetes, Amphisphaeriales, Sporocadaceae. The coding region runs from base 1 to 1839 and encodes 612 amino acids.